Messenger RNA from Drosophila serrata, 1685 nucleotides. RefSeq names its product Radial spoke head protein 3 (gene Rsph3). Lineage: Eukaryota; Metazoa; Arthropoda; Insecta; Diptera; Drosophilidae. The record is from RefSeq and is a predicted model, not a curated record. Gene Ontology annotation, cellular component: cilium.
GAGUGCCUUGAAAAUGUGUCACAUGAUAGAAACAUUUUUUUACACAUAAUUUCGGAUAACGGCCACGUAUCGCUCCCCUGAAUUAUAUACAUUAUUAUUUGUAAAACGUGAAAACCUAUUCGAAAACCGCAGUUUAGUGAAAAUACAACAUGCCGACAAUCCCCAAGCGCGAUUACAAGCCCAACGGCGGUGGAAGCAAGGGCUCGGGCAUGGAUUUCCUCAUCAAUCGGACCGAGGUCACCGAGAUGCAGCUCAAGUGGCAGGAUACCCCGUGCCCGGCUCCACCCUGCAAGCAGGCCUUCUGGUGGGCCAGCCAGCCCAAGCCGAUCAAAAUCAAAGGUUGCCCCAAACCCAUCGUGCCGCCGCCGGAGCCCUACAAGAACGUCAUGUACGACCGUCGCGUCAUAAAGGGCAGUAACUUCGGCAACUCCUCCUUGGUGACGGAAGUGGAUCCCUUCGACAAGGCCGCCGAAUUGAGGCGCCGCAAUUUGCUUCGCAAGCGGACGGUGCAGUGUCGUAAUCAGAGAAACGUCCUGGGCACACCGCCACCGGUCAAGGGACGUAAACACGAGACCAUCCAAACUGAGAAGUAUCUGGAGAAGCUGGUCCAGCGACCGCCAGAGUUCAACGUGGACACCCAAACAGAUCUGUUCCUGGAGAAGCCGCCCACACCGCCAUUUGUACCGGCGAAAGUGGGCGUGGAUGUGGGCACUGAAAUUGGCGACGGUGAGCUCUUCCACUUCGAUGCCGAGGCCCAGCCCAUCAUUGAUGUCCUGGUGGACGCGUGCAUCGAGCAGAGCAUGCUGGAGGUUGCCCACGAGAUGGAACUAGAAAGUCUGCGGCGCAAGCAGGAAGAAUUCCUGGCCCAGCGCGAGGCGGAGCUGGCCGAGCUGCGCCGCCUGGAGGCCGAAGAGCUGCGCUUGCAGGCUGAGAAGGAGCGCCGAUUGCGGCAGGACAAGAUUGCCAAGGAGCUGGACGAGGAGAUGCAGAAGAGCGUGACGGCGGCCAAGCUGCUCCAGGGCCACAUUGCCAGUCUAGUGCCCGAGGUUCUCGAGAACAUCGAGCCGGCCAGCGAUGCCGUGAAGAAGGAGCAGCUGAUGAAGAGCAUCUGCCCCUGGCUGUCUGCCGAGGUAGCCGAGGAAGUCGGCCAUAUUGUGGACUCGCGCGAGAUACUCACGGCCAUCAUCCAGGAGAUUAUCAAGCAACGCGCCGAGGUCUACGCCGGCUACCGAGACGGCGAGUCGGAGCCAUCGGCAGGCCCGGGAGACAUCUGCGAGGAGGAGGGCUGCAUGAUCGACGAGCUGGAGGCGUGUCCCUGCGAAACGGAGACGGAGGAGGAGUGCCCCCCGCCACCAGCACCAGCUCCGCACCUCUAGGAGUGAUUUCUCGUUCACGUUUAGUUGAAAUUUUUACUCAAAAAUGGAGCCCCCACACACCAACACAUAUGUACACACGCGUCGCGAAAGUACCGCUAUGUCGUCGAGGAACGCUUGUUUUGCGCUCGCACCUCUGUUUUUGUGUCUGGCGGCUACGAUACACUUGCAGGACGUCAAACACAAUAGCACAGCGGCGGCGGCGACACUAAACAACGGUAAAAUGUAAACAAUUGUUAAAGGUAUUUGUGUUAACCGGAAAAUUCAGCAAAUAAAGCUCAGUGGAAGCCAGAGAAAACGCGGGAAAACUCA